Molecule: messenger RNA, 4921 nt
Organism: Salvia miltiorrhiza (redroot sage)
Lineage: Eukaryota; Viridiplantae; Streptophyta; Magnoliopsida; Lamiales; Lamiaceae
Product: SCAR-like protein 1
Exons: 9
Coding region: 191-4528 (1445 amino acids)
Biological process (GO): positive regulation of Arp2/3 complex-mediated actin nucleation; actin cytoskeleton organization
Cellular component (GO): cytoskeleton
Molecular function (GO): Arp2/3 complex binding; protein kinase A regulatory subunit binding
Source: RefSeq, a predicted model, not a curated record
UUUUCAAGUCCUCAGUAGCGCAGCAUAAUCACAAAAAAAAGUAAAUAAAACAGAAAACCUCUCUGUCUCUAUCUAUCUAUAUACAUAUAGCAUUUAUAUGUAUCGGUGGUGGUUGGAGGUGGUGAGCCUCAAAGUUGAGAAAUUGAUCGAGUUCGGUUGAGUUUUUUGAUUCUCGAAAGCAGAGGAGAAAAUGCCGAUGACGAGAUACGAGAUACGGAAUGAGUAUAGUUUGGCCGAUCCCGAGCUGUAUCGAGCGGCGGAUAAGGAUGAUCCGGAGGCCUUGCUUGAAGGCGUCGCCAUGGCCGGUUUGGUCGGAGUUCUUCGCCAGCUCGGCGACCUAGCCGAGUUUGCUGCAGAGAUUUUUCAUAACCUACACGAGGAUAUGAUGGCAACUGCUUCAAGGGGGCAUGCCUUAGCAUUUCGGGUUCAACAACUUGAGAUAGAGAUUCCUGCUGUUGAGAGAGCCUUUCUCUCCCAGACGGAUCAUUCCUCUUUCUUUUACCAUCCUGGUGUUGAUUGGCAUCCUAAUCUGCGACUCGACAAUAAUCUAGUAACACGAGAAGACAUGCCUCGGUUUAUAAUGGACUCUUAUGAAGAAUGCAGGGAACCUCCUCGCCUAUUCCUUCUAGACAAGUUUGACAUUGCGGGCGCUGGAGCAUGCCUCAAACGUUACACUGAUCCUUCGUUUUUUAAAGUAGAAUCCUCUGAAGUGACUAGUGCAGAUAUCCAGAGGGAAAAGAAGAUCCGCAAAGUAAAGAAGAAAGGGCCACGCUGGAGAAACAGAGAAACCCAUGAAGUUGUACCAACAUCACAUGCCAAACUUCAUCAGCUUUUCUUGGAGGAGCGUGUUGAAAAUGGUAUUAACAGUGCUUCUCUCGGUGCCAAAUUAAAGAGGAGACUGAAUGGAUUUCCUUUUAACUCCAAAACUGGAAAGAGCUACAUGGAGAAAAUACUGAAGUCUCCUUCCCCAGAUCAUAAAGUGCUUCACAACACGACCGUGGACUCACCACAGCUGAAGUUGGCCUCAAAUCAUCAUCACGGGGGUUCUGGUUCUGAAAUAUUUGAAGUCAGACCAUUGAGUCCCUACCGAGAGAGAGGGGCAAGAAAAAGAAGUACUCCUUCAUCUCCAGAUAGGGAAGGUGUUGUUCAGAAUCCUCCCACGUAUGACUCAGAUGAAUUUCCCAUCGAUGAUGAAACCUGCGAGCUACCAAGUUCGCAUGCUAGCAUUGCAACAAAUGGCCUCUCAUCUUCUCUUGAUAAUGUGACUGGUGAAAAGGUUGUAGCUGUCGAUGCAGAAAGCAAUAGAGCCGGAGGCUUAACUGGUUAUGAAUCUGAGGAUAUGGCCAGUGAGAAAGAUAAUUUUGUGGAUGCACCUUCAACCAUGGAGUCAGAAAUGGAUAGGGAUUCCAAUUUGAGAAUAAAGAGGGAUGGCACCUCGCCUAUACAAAUGGAAUCACUCAGUACAGAUACAUAUGAAGAACCUCCUCAUUCAAGGUCUUCUGAUUCUCAGUCUAUUGGAGACUCAAUGAUGUCCGAUGUGGGGAACAACUCCUCAGAUUCUCCAAGCGUUUCAGCUGAAAAGCCACAAUCAGAAAGCUCUUCCACUAAAGGAUCUCUAUGCACUGAUAUCUGUGUAAAUGAGAUAGUUGGUGCAUCAUCUUACCACGAAACUGCCGAUGAAGAUUUUCCAGUGGUUUCCAAUGAUACAAGCAGAGAGACUGAUGUAUUCAUCAAUCGCAGGUCUGGUUCCAAGCAGGUCUCUUCUAGCAGUGAUGAAUUUGUGAGAAAAUAUAUGUUGAAUCCACCUGAGCCAGAAAUGUCUACACUGGAUGACAAAGAAGAGAAGACAGACCUAAGCAUAGAUCCAUCGUGUGUGCCUUCCAAUGGUAGACGCACCGAGACCAACACGAUCACCAACCAAAGGUCUGAGUUUGAGCAGGUGACUUCUACUUUGUGCAUGAAUGGAUCAAUGCCUACUGUGGAGCUUUCUGAUCCAGAAGACGUUGUGGGAGAUCAUAAGCCAGAAGCACCCGGUGGGUCAGAUGAGAUGGUCUUUGUGACGGAUGACAUAGAAAAGAUGAUAAAUCUGAUAACAAAUCCUCCAUUUUCUCCCCGUGCCUGCAUAUCUGGAUUGCAGUCAGAAGAUGAUUUAUCAAGAUCCUCUGAGGGAGAACAAAUAGUGGAUGGACCAAAUGGUGAGAACGUACCUUGUCUUUCUACUGAAUGUGAUAUUUAUCAUCAUAACACUGAUAGUUCCGUUAAAACAUCCUCCAAUUUGCUGCAUGAGGAUGAAUACGAUGGGGAGGAUCGGGAGUUGGCAGAUGAUGCAUCUUCAACAUUGAAUACACCUAAUGUCCUUUCAACAAAUGGUAUUCUGGACACAAUGUCUUCUGGAAAUGCAAUUCAAGAUAACUUUGAAGAUGAGUUUCCAGAGGUGCCUAACUCUGCUGAUGAUUAUCCGGACGCAGCACAUAAUGGCGACAAUAUCGAGCCUAAAGGAGAUGACCUAAUUGGUGUGUGGGAUGAUGGAGAUUCAAAUGUUUCUACAGAUUCUCUAAACCAUUUUCCAUGUUUCAUGGAGGCAUCUCUCCAGAAGGGACUCGAAGAAACACCAUUGGCCGGUGCUAACACUCUAACGGUUGACAAUAACUCUACUAGCUCCAUUGACAACGAGACUAGCUUGGACAACCUAAAAUUAUCGCACCUAGCAAACUCUCCUGAUAGUCCUAUGGGAGUUCUUGAUGCUCAUGAUGACGACAUUCCUGAAGAAGAUACAACCGUAGAUGACACUCUUCCGCUUGGAACUCCUGAACCUUGUGAAGCUGAGAGUUCGCAGGGCACAGAAAUACCUUAUCAUGUUUCUCCCAAUGAUUCAGAAGCCCUAGAAAUAUCACAUCUUGAAGAGCCUUCAGGAACGUCAGAUGCUGCUGUAGAAAUGGAUGGAGUCUCACUGUUCUCAGGUUCCAAUGCUCAAGAAGUUACUGAAAUUACAAACUCUGCUGAUAUAAAACCAACAAAUGAGAUUCAUGUGCUGUUGAGUGAGUCUGAUUCAGAGGCUGAUACAUCCAACACAACAGAGAUAAUCACUUUUCCUGUUCCUGCAAUUUCUGACGAUGCAAGUCUUAGUAAGUUGGUGGAAGAGCACAAUGGUCCCUUUGAUGACUCUGGCGUACACGAACUUGAGAAUGAAAAGAACUCUUCCACUGAAGGGGAAUCAGAUCAUGUGGAGAAGUUGGGCUCAACAGAGGCUUCUGCUUCAGGUUCUGGAUCAAUCGUCUGCAACUCUGUCGAUAAUGAUAAUCCCGAAUCAGAAUUAUCAGGUUGGGUUCCUAAUUCACAUCUUAAUACAGAGCAAUGUGAUCUAGAUAGAGAACAAGAACUGUUCAACGAAAGUGGUCUUGAAAAUCAUGUUGUUGAUGCUCCAUCACUGCCAGCUGAUAUCUACACUGAAGAAUCAGUACAAGAUAAAGUUGGGUUACCGCCCUCUCUCCUUGAUCAACAUCUACCAUGUCCUGGCGAAAUAAGUCCCGAGUUGUCACCUUCGUCACCUAUGAAUUACCUGCAAACACUUGAUAAUGAGGAUGGCAAAGGAGAGAGCACUUCGGUCUCUGCGUUCUCUCUUGCGAAUGGUUCGGGCCCACCUCCAAUUCCAGAGCUCUCAAGAUCAAGUAACAACGAGUUCAAUGUCCCCGGAUAUCCCAAGGAUCCAUUAGGUUCCAUUUCUGCUCCAAAUAAUCCUUUUCUGGAAGCAAAUCAGAUAAAUCUUUCGGACCUACCUCCGCUGCCACCUCUCCCGCCAGUUCAGUGGAGGAUGGGAAAGCUUCAGCAUGCUUUGCCUUCUGCAGAGGAAGAGAUGAUAAGAAAUGAAGAAUCAUUCCCUCAAUUGCUCUCCCCAACUGCAGCCACUGAUGAUGUUGGUUCUACCCCAUCAGCCAAACCCACUCAUGAUGGUUCUUCCCCGCCCACUGCACCCACCGAUGGCAGUAUCUCUGUAUGUGAAGUGAGGAGAGACUCAGUGACGGAACUUGCUGUUGAUGAUGCCAUAUCGAAAGAUAAGAAUCUUGAAAAUAGCUGUUCUAGCUCGGAAGCCAAAACUUUGCUCGAGACUACAGACCAUCCCGAAAAGAUAGAAAACAUUCCACAGCUGUUAGCCACACCCAUUCCAGAGAGCGUAUCUGCAUCAUCAGCAGCAGAAGAUAGUGCUGAAAACGGGAGCCAAAAAGUGAAAUUUCCCCGGCCUCACAAUCCUCUUGUAGAUGACGUUUCUUUCCUUGAUAAGAGUAAACUACGGAAAGUCACAGAACGAGUUAUGCCCGAGAUACAGAAGGUAGAAGAAAGAGAUUCUCUCUUGCAGCAAAUAAGGACCAAGUCCUUCAACCUGAAACCUGCAAUGGCAUCAAGACCUAGUAUUCGGACUCGGGCUCCUAACACCAAUCUCAAAGUUGUUGCGAUUUUGGAAAAAGCGAAUGCAAUCCGCCAGGCCUUUGCUGGUAGCGAUGAGGACGAUGACGAUAGCUGGAGUGAAUGAUGCACAAGAAAUCAAAAUCAUCAAGGAGGAAAUCCUACAAAUGAUUGUUGCUGAAAUUUUUCUCGAGACUAAAAAAGAUAACGACGAUUCGACUCUUUUACACCGUUGUUUGCUCGUUUUCUGUCUUCUGGUUCAAUUUCAAGGUGACCAAUUAUUGAGCUUUUUUCGAAUCCAAGAGUGAAGUUUAAGUUUAUAUGUGUUUGUUCAUGAGUAGAGCAAAGGUUGUAUACUAUUUUACAGUUUAACUAUUUGUGUAAAUGUUUGAGGGUAUAUAUUUGCAGAUAUAGUAUAGAAAAUUAUUAGUGUAAAAGCAAUACCAGUGUUUUCAGUUUUGUUCUUGUUGUAAACAGUUUUUUUAUUCUUUAUCUUCAGAAGAUUUACUCUUGGACAAUA